AUGCACCGUCGAUGGUGCGUGGAGGUAAGGAGGGACAAAUUGAGAUGCGAUAAAUGUGUCUCCUUUUUCCCCUGCAGGCGAAUUCUUCGCACCGCAAUUGUUUUUGUUUGUUUUUCUUCUUCUUUUCAUGUUGAGGGAUACGUGGAGGGAACUAAUAAUAAUAAUUUAUUUUUGCGCUCUUCGUUUCACCGCGUGCUCAGUGAGUUGCCGCUGCUUGGGCUGCAGCGCCGGCUCGAGCACCAAUUCCUCCCUCCCUCACUCUUGCAUCGCUGCCGUGUGCGGCUGUGUGGUCUCCCGCCUUUUUUUUUGCUCUUGCCUUCCGAUCUCUCCCCGCUGCACUCCCUCCAACUAUUUAUUGCUCUUUCUUUCCUUCUCCUUUUCCACCGCCUCGUGGCCCAGCGACUCUGUUACUCCGCCCGACCACUGCUUUUACUGAUGGCGACGACGCUGCGGCGCCGUGCGGUGUGCGCCCUGGCGCUCCUCGCGCUGCUCUGCGGCGGCUGCUGCGGCUCGUUUGUGUGCGCAACGGCGGCUGCGGCAGGAGGCGGCGGUGCAAUUGGGGCUGCCGGUGCGGAGGCUGUUUUUCAGUUUGGCGGCGAGCCCCUCUCCGACGCUUUGAAUCGCGAGGGUUUCUCUUCUGCUCCGGGUGCCAACGGGGCCGUCGUGGGCCAUGCAACUGCAGCGCCUGUGGUGCAAAAUGACUCCUAG
Molecule: messenger RNA, 708 nt
Organism: Trypanosoma conorhini
Lineage: Eukaryota; Euglenozoa; Kinetoplastea; Trypanosomatida; Trypanosomatidae
Exons: 1
Coding region: 1-708 (235 amino acids)
Source: RefSeq, a predicted model, not a curated record